AGCCUGGUCAUCUCUAUGUGAAGGAGAUGUCGUGCUUCCAUUGACUCUUUUCCUUAUAUGAACUGUAACUCAAUAUUUUAAAUUGUUGCGUUUAUAUUUUUGUUCACUGUAUAUAGGCUUAUGUCCACAAUAGUCUGUUAGAAUCAGCGCACACACAGUCUGUUGACUUUCUCUUUUCCGAAUUUUAGAGCAGUGCUCAGCUAGCUCUCAAUUUGACGUUGUCAUCGGGUGUACUCAACCGAGAGGGAAUCCAUUGCCCUGGAUAACUGUAACUACGUCUGCUGCUGUACCCACACUUCCGCUCUGCAAGAGGCACGCGUCCAGGCAUUCACCGACACAAAGAAAGGUCGUUAUGUCGGAUGAGGAUUCGCGUGCCAGCGUUAGUUCUUCUUCCUCAAUUUAUCAACAGUUAAAAAUAAACGCGCCUAAGAAACGAGCAGAAAGCAAAGCCAUCAUGAACAAGACCUCCAAACUCCUCUCCACCAGCGCCAAAAGAAUUCAGAAGGAGUUGGCUGACAUUACUUUGGAUCCACCACCGAACUGCAGUGCGGGUCCAAAAGGAGACUACAUCUAUGAGUGGAGAUCCACCAUCCUGGGGCCACCAGGCUCUGUGUACGAGGGAGGGGUCUUCUUCCUAGAUAUCACCUUUACACCAGACUACCCCUUCAAACCACCCAAGGUGACGUUCCGUACCAGGAUCUACCACUGUAACAUCAACAGUCAGGGUGUGAUCUGUCUGGACAUCCUGAAGGACAACUGGAGCCCCGCCCUCACCAUCUCCAAGGUGCUGCUGUCCAUCUGCUCCCUGCUCACUGACUGCAACCCUGGUAAGACCUAAGACACCAUAUACUACUAUAAUCUGACCCUCUGGUAGGAAGCAUCGCCACCCAAUACACAACCAACAGACCAGAGCACGACAGGAUAGCCAAACAGUGGACCAAGAGAUACGCCACAUAGAUACACAGGACUGGGUCGUAUUCAUUAGGCACUACAUGGACUUGUCCAAUAACAAAAGUUCAUUUGUUUCCCAUAGCCAAACGUUUUCUGUUGCAUGCCCUAACAACUACGACCCUGGGCAACAUGAGAGGGGGAGGUUAGGGGGUGUCAGAGCUCCUUCUGGGAUGGAGUGGGGGGGGAACAGGAAGGGUAGAGAAUAGGGGAGGAUAUUUAUCUUGGAAUUUAGUCUUCAUCUCCUGAUAUUUUGUUUAUGGUAUUUAAGUUCUCCGACCUGUAUAUUAGCAUCUAUUUUGGCAAUAAUGCUUUUCAAUGUGUUUCCUUGAAGUUCUUUAAAAUUAUUUAAUUUUUAGCUAAUUGUGCUUCGAAAGGAAAUGAAUUCUACAUGUUUGGUCUGUUUAUAUCAACCUGUCACACACAGCAUGGUUUCCUGGUAGAAUUCCAAAUCUAAUUUCAGUGUGAAUUUUUCAGAUAUUAGUUACCAUUGGUGUAAGCCCUCUUGCAUGUCUAUCUGAAACAUUCAUAUUGUAGCCUAUACAGCACAAUGUCUAGGUGGGAAAGUUGUGCUUCAUGUCUUGCUGAUUUCUUUAAAUAACAGUCCCUCCAUUUUAUUGUUCAAUUGAAAUACAUGCAUAUGUCAAACAAUGGACAACAAUAAAAAAUAAGUAGCA
Molecule: messenger RNA, 1625 nt
Organism: Oncorhynchus keta (chum salmon)
Lineage: Eukaryota; Metazoa; Chordata; Actinopteri; Salmoniformes; Salmonidae
Product: ubiquitin-conjugating enzyme E2 E1-like
Exons: 6
Coding region: 353-838 (161 amino acids)
Biological process (GO): protein polyubiquitination
Cellular component (GO): nucleus
Molecular function (GO): ubiquitin conjugating enzyme activity
Source: RefSeq, a predicted model, not a curated record